AUGCCAUUGUAAAUGACGUUUCCAAAAUUCUGUAUUCGCUUGUGUUAUUCCCAACGUUUCCCUUCAAAACAGUUUGAUAAUCUGCAAUAAUUACAUAAAUAAUUUAUCAAUUAAGGCUGCUAUAAUGGCAGAAAAAACUAAAAGUAUGAGUCACGUUAAACAUGUUCCAAAAGACGCACAGGUUAUAAUGUCUAUAAUGAAAGAUAUGGGAAUAACAGAUUAUGAGCCAAAGGUUAUAAAUCAACUACUCGAGUUCACUUACCGAUACGUUACUUGUAUACUGGAUGAUAGUAGAAUAUAUGCAAACCAUGCUAAAAAGAAAUUCAUUGAUUUGGACGAUGUCAGACUAGCUGUUAAAAUGCAACUGGAGCGUACUUUCACAAAUCCUCCUCCUAGAGAUGUAUUGCUUGAUGUAGCACGAGCCAAGAAUAAUAUUCCUUUACCAUUUGUCAAGCCAAACAAUGGUUUACGCCUUCCACCAGAUCGUUAUUGCUUAAAUGCUACCAAUUAUAAGUUGAAAAAUGCAUCAAAGAAAAUGGGUGGUAAAGCUUUGCAUUCGCUAGGACCUAAUAGUCUUACUGGUGGACAACCAAGAAUUAAAGUGGAGGGUAAUAAAGCAGGAUUAUCUAUCGUCAAGAGACCAGGAACGCUUGCCACAGUUGCUCGGACUCAAGCAAUCUCCAUACCGAAACCCGUUUUCAAAUUUUCUACAGGCACUCCAGGUGUGGCUGCAGUAAAAAAUCAAGCUGCCAAACCAAAAAUACAAAUAACAUCAGGCCAAGCAAUACCAGUAAUAAAAAUGGAAACUGAAGAUUCAAGUAAAAGGAAAAGAGAAGACGACGACUACGAUGCAGUGUAAAAAUAAAUCUGCUUCAUACUUGAACAAAUAUCAUCUCAUAUUUUUCAAAAUAACGUAUUUUCAAAUACAACCUGUAUUAUAAUUCAGAUACGUGGCGAUUAACUUAAAUAAAAAGGAAAAGAGUUAUCCACAA
Messenger RNA from Cephus cinctus (wheat stem sawfly), 992 nucleotides. RefSeq names its product transcription initiation factor TFIID subunit 9 (gene Taf9). The transcript is spliced from 3 exons. Lineage: Eukaryota; Metazoa; Arthropoda; Insecta; Hymenoptera; Cephidae. Gene Ontology annotation, biological process: RNA polymerase II preinitiation complex assembly; DNA-templated transcription initiation. Gene Ontology annotation, molecular function: protein heterodimerization activity; RNA polymerase II general transcription initiation factor activity; transcription coactivator activity. The record is from RefSeq and is a predicted model, not a curated record. Gene Ontology annotation, cellular component: SAGA complex; transcription factor TFIID complex. Bases 125 to 859 code for a protein of 244 amino acids.